AUGAACCGGCUGGUCAGCUACACCAGCUCUGAUGACGAAGACAAUGUUUCUGGUGUUUCUCCAGAAAUGGGAUCUGCAAUGGUUGAGACAAAUAUUUUCCGACAGGAUACAUAUAUCAAUACAGUUAGCCAAGAUGAGAUGGUAAAGUUAUGCAGUAGCCACAAGCCAGGUCCACUUCACAAGGUCACCAUGAGUCACACACCAGCACAAGACCUACCUAUCACUGACGAAUCUGAUGACCAGAAGUGCAACUUUGUCAGCAGCGACAGUGACACAUACAGUGAACUGUCACAUUCAACAAAAGUAACACUAGAUUGUCAUCUGUCAAAAUCUGAAACUGAACGAGGGAAGGACAGCUCAAGUCACGGCUCACAAACCAUUAAUGUGACUAGUGAUGUACAAAAUAAAGUGACUGACAACGUCAUGCAAGCACAUCAAAAGACAAACAUGAAUUCCCCAUCUACAGGACAAGGCCACCCUCAAGUUCAGACAUCUCAUACUUCGGCUCUCACAGAUGAAGCAGACUCGUAUAAAGUCCCAGAUAUUUAUAGUGUGUUAAGUCCAUGCUCAGAAGAAGACCACAGUUUUACAACAUCAUCACCAGAAUCUCCUACCUCAGUUCAACCAGUGGAGUCAGAAACUGUUUCCUGUACUCUGACCAAUAGAAAGAGGAAGUUAAGUGAUGGCAGUAAGAAACACCUGGAUGUGCCUAACUCUAUCCAGUCCAUGUUUCUCAACAAACAACACAGAUGGACAGAUGACCCAUCGCAGCAUGACAAUAGAGUUAGAUCUUUCGCUCACUUGGAAGGAAAUUGGGCCACUCAUGUCUUUGUGCCUGUUGCCAAGUCGGAGGAGUUUGUGAAAUUUGUAGACAAACUUCUAAGCAUGCUGAUGCCCCAAACUUUCCAAGCUCAGUCAGAUUUUCAUGUCAGCCUUUCCCGCACAGUUACUAUCAGGUAUCACUGGAUAGAGCUGCUGGUUGACUCACUGAGGGAGCAGUUCAAAUCCUUGACAAGCUGCAUCAGUGACUUGACAUCUGUGAAGUUGUUCACCAAUGAUGAAAAAACAAGAACUUUUGUGGUAAUAGAACUAUCUGUGGAGGACAACAAGGAGUUCCUGGAAUAUGUCAGAGCUGUUGACAAGAGUUUUGCUGAGUUUAAACUCCCUGCCUACUAUGAGAAUCCGUCCUUCCAUAUCAGCGUGGGAUGGUGUGUGGGCGAUGUGAUCAGUGACAUACCAGGUGAAAAACUGUCAAAAGCUCAGGAAAUGCUAGGAGAUUUUGUGGCUGCCAACCCAGACUUGGGUUUUGUCUAUGUUCAUCAAAUCUGUUGCCAGACGGGCUGCAAGUCUUUCCUGAUCACAUUACCAGAUGCUGGCAUUUAG
This is a messenger RNA of Candidula unifasciata, 1383 nucleotides long. The record is from the annotation of a GenBank genome assembly. Lineage: Eukaryota; Metazoa; Mollusca; Gastropoda; Stylommatophora; Geomitridae.